CCUUUCUUCCUCUUCACCCCGCCCCCAAAUCUCCAAGCGCGAGCGACAGCCAGCUCCGCCUCAACCUCCCGGCGCAUCUCCGACAUGGCCCGCACCAAGCAGACGGCGAGGAAGUCCACCGGCGGCAAGGCGCCGCGGAAGCAGCUGGCGACCAAGGCCGCCCGCAAGUCCGCCCCGGCCACCGGCGGCGUCAAGAAGCCCCACCGCUUCCGCCCCGGCACCGUCGCGCUCCGUGAGAUCCGCAAGUACCAGAAGAGCACGGAGCUGCUCAUCCGCAAGCUCCCCUUCCAGCGCCUCGUCCGCGAGAUCGCCCAGGACUUCAAGACCGACCUCCGCUUCCAGUCCUCCGCCGUCUCCGCCCUGCAGGAGGCCGCCGAGGCCUACCUCGUCGGCCUCUUCGAGGACACCAACCUCUGCGCCAUCCACGCCAAAUCGGCAGCCAUGUCCGGGCGUGGCAAGGGAGGCAAGGGGCUCGGCAAGGGCGGCGCCAAGCGCCACAGGAAGGUUCUGCGCGACAACAUCCAGGGCAUCACCAAGCCGGCGAUCCGGCGGCUGGCGCGGAGGGGCGGCGUGAAGCGCAUCUCAGGGCUCAUCUACGAGGAGACCCGCGGCGUGCUCAAGAUCUUCCUCGAGAACGUCAUCCGCGACGCCGUCACCUACACCGAGCACGCCCGCCGCAAGACCGUCACCGCCAUGGACGUCGUCUACGCGCUCAAGCGCCAGGGACGCACCCUCUACGGCUUCGGCGGCUAGGGCCUGCAGAUUCGAAAAGCUUGAUGGAACCCCGACUUGUCUAGUUCGCUGUUUCCUGAGUAGCUCCAAUUGAAUCGUGGAACAAAGUUAAUCGCAUGUGUUUGUUGGAAAUCAAACUUCUCUCUGCAAA
Aegilops tauschii subsp. strangulata is the source of this 883-nucleotide messenger RNA. RefSeq names its product histone H4. The record is from RefSeq and is a predicted model, not a curated record. NCBI's taxonomy places the organism in Eukaryota, Viridiplantae, Streptophyta, Magnoliopsida, Poales, Poaceae. Gene Ontology annotation, cellular component: nucleosome. Gene Ontology annotation, molecular function: DNA binding; structural constituent of chromatin; protein heterodimerization activity.